AUGGAUCCUGGGAAGGAAAAGUGGUUCAACAAUGCCCUUCAGGUGGUCAGUUUCAAGAUAGCCCUACGGGGCUUCGAAAGGCUGGUGGAACUUACAGCAGCCCAGAAAAAAGAUGAAAGAGCAGGCUUGUUUACCCAAAAAGAAGAGGUGAUGAACUAUGAGAAGUUCUUUGCGGCGGUCCAGGAGCUUUUCGGUCUGGAGGUGAAGAAUCAAGACGUGAAAUGCUUCUACAGGAAACUCUGCAACAACCCCGAUGCGCCCACGGACUGGUGUGAGAUCUUUGGAUAUUACUCCUCCGAAGAAGAUCCUCUUACUUCCCACAUGGACGAAGAAAAUUUGGUUUUCCUUGUGUCUAGAAAACAGCGAGUCGUAAUUACAGGGAGCCGGAGACGGGAUGUGGUGAAGUGCAUGGUCAAGAUCCCCCAGUUGGAUUUGCUAAUCGCAGCUUCUCAGAGAGGAUUGAUCACGGUCUUUAACAACCAGGACACCUCCUGGAUCACGGGCUGCGACUACCUCUCUCAGCUGAAGCGCAUCGUCGCCACCACGGAAAGGACCAUCAUUGUCUGGGAUUAUAAAGCCCAAGGGAGCAGCCAGGAAAACUACUUCGUCAUAAAGCCAAUGGACCACUGCCUCCUGUGCGUGUGUGUGGUGCCCCUGUCGGACCAGCUCUGCCGAGAUGACAUCCUGCUGGGAGACGACGGUGGGUUUGUGAACAAAUUCACUGUGAAUACGGAAGACUUUGGGUUAAAGCAGACAAAGACCAAAAAGAAAUUACAAAGUCAGGUCUUAGACUCCAAGGACUUCAAAAGUGUUAAAAGGAAGCUACAUAAUGACUGGGUUAUGAAAAUUAGAUUUAUUACAACCCUAAAUUGCUUUGGAUCCUGCUCCUUAGACAGUGUUCAUUCAUUAGUUUUGGAAUCCUUGAAGCGACUUGAGGAUAAUGCGCCUGUCAGAGAGUUUUCCAUGCCAAGAGGAGCGAACACUUUCUGCUACUGUAUAAAAGCCAAUGUCAUUGUCACCGGAGGAGAUGACAAGGUGCUCCGGCUGUGGCACCCCAACAUCAGCACCAAGCCCGUGGGGAAGCUCGUGGGGCACAUGUUCAGCAUCACCGAGAUCGUCACCAACGAGAAGGACCAGCUGGUCAUCAGCCUCUCCUCGGCCAAGGUGUUCCGGGUGUGGGACAUACAGACUCUGUCACUGUUGCAAGUCUUCCAUGACAGCCAGGGCGGCCCCGGAGACAUGCAGAUCUACUCCAUGAUCUAUGACGCCAACCACGGCAUGCUCAUUGCGGGGUCUACUGUUAUUGACAUGUACCCUUUGACUCGGAUGAUACAAGAUACAAAACAGGUUCCUCACACGCAUGAGCGAGAAAUCAAUGUCAUGCUUCACAACAAAUACUUCCACCAAGUGCUUACCAUCUGCUCCGAGUCCAUCAUUAAGGUGUGGGAACUGGAGACUGGCCUCCAAAUAUACCAGAUUCUAGACCCUCAUGGCUUCAAUACCGAGCUGACUUCCGCAGCCAUCGAUGACAGUGGAUAUCUUUUUGCCACCGGAGCGUAUAACGGAACCGUUAAGAUCUGGGACUUCGGCAGCGGGCAGGAGAUGAAGGUGCUGCCCGAGGGCAAGGACUGGAAGGAGGAGGAGCACUGGGUGAAGCGCCUGGUCUUCCUGAAGGUGCAGGAGAAGCACCAGCACCUGCUCCUCGCCCUGGAGCACAGCGGGAAGAUCAAGAUAAUGCAGGGUAAAGAAAACGACAUUUGUCUCGCUGUGGUAUGGGAACUGCCUGAUGUCAUGCCUGUCCUACGAGAUGGCUAUCACACCGUGCGCUUGAAAACGUUCACUAAAGACAGGAGCGCGCCCCUUCCCUUCCCACAUGUUAUAUUGGUAACCGAGAAAACCCAGCCACAGCUUGUUCCUAGUCCAGGGGCCAGUACAGACGUGAACUGCAUUGAUAUAUUGCAAGUAGAAGGAUUUAAUUUGAUAGCCAUUGGGACCUUAAAUGAGGGACACGUUAUCCUUUGCAGUGUUGGUUCCUUCCUGGAUCCACCUCAUGAUGAAAAGAAAUUCAAGCAGCUGCUUGCCUGGCGUGCUCAUUCUUUAGAAAUUGUUCAAGCGAUCUACGUAGAAGACAAGCAAGUGGUGCUGACUGCUUCUGUGGAUGGCUCAGUGAGGCUCUGGCAUGCCCUCAAUGGCCAUUACUGUGGGUAUUUUGGACAGCGAAGACCCUUUGACCUAGCACAGACAACCGAUUUCAUUUUGCCUUGUGAUGUUAGUGAGUACCCCGUAGAAAUAAAAGAAGAGAGCAAGUUCACAGAAAGUAAACAAAAAUAUGACUACCCUCUGGUAUUUGACCGGCAAAGAUGGCAGAGACUGAGCUCCAUGGCUUUGCUUUUCAAGCGGACACCUUCCAAGCCCUUUAAAAUAGAGCAUGAUUUUAAGUUUUUCAAGUCUCUUUCUUCUCCCAAGAUUCUCAAGCACCCCUUGGAAAGCUUCAUGACUGAAAACAAGGAGGCGGGGAUUGUUUUUGGGUCUCUGCCUAUAUACAGGGUACCAAGCCCUACUAGUCUGAAGUUCCUUCCACUCAUUGGCUCAGAGGUCCUAAAGGAGUCUUCUGACGGCAUUCCAGGAAAGAAGAAGACAGGUCAUGUUCAACAUGAGAAAUUCCUGCGGAGGAAAAGUCUGAAGAGGAAUUUGGUCCCGCAGAUCAACCUGUCGCCUUUCUUCUUCCCAGUCAUCCCCAAAUAA
Pipistrellus nathusii (Nathusius's pipistrelle) is the source of this 2745-nucleotide messenger RNA. NCBI's taxonomy places the organism in Eukaryota, Metazoa, Chordata, Mammalia, Chiroptera, Vespertilionidae. The record is from the annotation of a GenBank genome assembly.